CCAAGGCGGUUGAGCAGUGGGGACAGGUUCCCAGAGCAGCGCUAAGCUUCAUCCGGUCAAGAGCAACAGCGGACUUGGAGUUGUGGCCCCAAAAAUUGAUAUCUAACUGCCAAUUAGAUUUUAGAAGGUCCAUCAGAGUGCUGCUCUUCGAUCUCUUGGGUGCCCCAAGAGUCUGAAAAAUGGCAGCAGCAGUGAUUGUCCGACUGAUCCCUAAGUUGCACUCAAUGGCCAGCCGGGAAUCUGGCUACUACAUUGGCCGGCAGCUAUGGUUUGGGCUGGUGGUCUUGUAUGGCAUGGUGCUGUAUGUGGCCUACAUCCCUUGGGUCCACAUCAAGGAAGAUUUCAUCUGUCAUGGAAAUAUCACAUUGCCAUGCCUGAUGAAGUGUUUCGGGGAGAGAUUUUCCGUCCCUAUACUGGGGACGUGGUACUUCUUCUACUUCGUUUUCAUAGCACUCUUCUGCCUCGUGGAAGUCUUCAUGACUCAGCUCCGGCAGAAGCACGUCAAGGCGAUGAAGUCCAUGGUGUCCAUGAUGUCCAUGGCAAGGGACUUAGAGGAAGGCUCCAUGGUGCCAACUAAGGAGCUGAGUGCCUCCUGGAAGAAAUCUAUCCUGAACUUGCACCGGGAGAAGAUUCUCCUGCUGUUGUACCUCCUGUACUUCCUCCUGCAGGUCAUCUUCCAGUGCGUGUUUUUAUUCAUACUCCUCUUCCAGCAGCUUCCCCUGUUGAAACAAGGCAGCAUCCACUGCAGCACCAGCAGCUGUCCUGGCCCCUAUUGUUGCCUCAUAAGGGCCUCGAUGGAGAAGCAAAUGUCCAUCUACAUCCUCAUCACCCUGUCCGUCUCAAUCAUCCUCCUCGGCACAAGUUUCUUCACAUACAGCAUUUACCACUACCUGCUGAAGGACCGGGCUAUUUCCAAGGCGCAGAGUUCUUGACAUCUGUGAGAGACAAGACCUUCCUUCCUUCCUUAAAAUCCUUGCUCUCUUACAUAAGGAAGUGUAUAUUCUAUGAAUUUUUUUAUUUGCUGACUUCGUUUAAUGUUUGUUUCUCAAAAAUAAGGGUUGUUGUGUUUUCUUUCUUGAGGGCUCAACUGGGGGUCAUCUAACUCUGGAAGUGCAUGAACACACCCCACAGUUGACGGCCAGGCUCUUGUUAGGCAUUAGUCCAUUUCCUCUGCACAGUCACAUCCAAGGUGGAUUCAUUUCUUUUCCUGAGAUCUAGGAAGAUAGAUGACUGGCAGGUGCCACAUACAGUCAGCAAGGCAAGCCGGCUUUGAAGCCUCUGGCCUCCCAAACAUUCCUGCUCUAGAAGUCUUCUCAUCAGGAUUAACCUCCCUGGCACAGAAGCUUAAUUUUUAAAAGCAAGGCUAAGUUUUCCUCUCCUAUCGAGUCCUAGAAGGGAUGAGCAAGGUCAAACAGGGGGCAGAGGGCUGGGUUGUACUCACAGCCAUCUCAGAUCAGGGUGGCAUCUUAUUCCUUUCCAAUCAGAGACAAGAGAUCCUAGGCAAAGCUAGCUCCUACUGAGGUGUUCACAGCCUUAGAGUGUCCUUCUAAGAAAGGCAUCCAGGUAUUGGCUAGACAGGAUGGGACUUCUUGUCAUCCUGUAAAUGAUGAGGUGGAGGACUCCAUCUUCCAUUAAUAGCAAGAUUGGUUUCAUGGGCUGACCACCCAUUUUUAUUGCCCUAAAUGGACAGAGCUGGAAAAAGGACCCAUUGCCAGAAGCUAAGGCCAUGAAGCAUGGAAAGCUGGGGAAAGGGCAAGAAAAAGGAGGUGGCUGGGGAAGUCCAGUAUGUACGAACUGAUGUGAGGUGGCUGGGGAAGCCACUAGGUACAAGGUGAUGUGGGAAGCCAGUGAUGCAGCAUCCUGCCAGCUUCACAUAGAGGACUAGUCACAGAUGCUUUAUAUCUCCCAUCACACAAUCUUGUAUGAUGCAAUCUAAUGGCAGAUCCAACAUUAUAGCAAUGUUUCCACAAAUAUUCACCCAGUCAGCAUAUUUACUGAGCCCUAACACGGUCCAUGUGCUGGAGCAUAUAUGACUUUUAAAAUCGGAAAAAGCAAAUUAUACAGACAGAGGACAGUAAAUAACAGCAUAAGAGGAAGCUAAUGGCAUAUGACACUGGCUUCACAAGCUGCUCUGCCCCAGAAUCAAGUCAGAGAAAGCUUCUCCAGAGAAGGGUCAGCUGAACUAAGCCACAUGAAAGAGGUGGUUGAAAUCUGUCUGGACAUAACUGAAAAUAACACAUCAGAAUGAUCUAUGGUAGACUUAACCAGUACCAUCAUGUUACUGCUGUAUUUUAAUUAAGAACUAAAAUGGGUGAGGGAAUCACUUCUGAGUUGCUAAGGUUAUUUAAACACAAGGGCACAGCUUGCCUAGUUAGUGUGGACAAGGCCCAGGGUUCAUUUCCUAGCAAUCCGACUCCCCACAAACAAAAUCCCAGCAGCUCCAGCUACAAUCAGAGCUCCCGUAACACUUUUGCACCUAGCACUUCAAUCCUCGUGUGUUGUGGUGUUGUUACUUGAUUUCUUUUGAAUUUCUAUUUUUGCUGUUCAUUUGCUUAUGUUCUAAAACUUGGUCUGCCUGUGUAGUUUAGGACAGCAUGCAACUCACUUCAAUCCUGAUUUGAUUUCUACAAUAAUUUUAAUCUGUUCAAAAAGGUUGUCUCUACUAAUAAAAAAAAAAAAAGGA
Messenger RNA from Peromyscus leucopus (white-footed mouse), 2683 nucleotides. RefSeq lists its product as uncharacterized. NCBI's taxonomy places the organism in Eukaryota, Metazoa, Chordata, Mammalia, Rodentia, Cricetidae. The record is from RefSeq and is a predicted model, not a curated record. Bases 180 to 932 code for a protein of 250 amino acids. The transcript has 2 exons.